This is a messenger RNA of Paramuricea clavata, 5186 nucleotides long. NCBI's taxonomy places the organism in Eukaryota, Metazoa, Cnidaria, Anthozoa, Malacalcyonacea, Plexauridae. The record is from the annotation of a GenBank genome assembly.
ACAAAAUUGAAAUUGUUGAGUAAGGCUUUCUCUUGGCUGAAUAAGGAGUAUUGGUUUAGAGAAUUGCGUUGGUAAUAAAGAAGACAAGUUGGUUAAACUGCAAGUGCUGACUGGUGAGUAGGAAAUGAGCGAAGAUUUUGAUUUUAGUGACGCGGAGGAUUCUGCACCGGAAUCAGACACAUGGGAUGAAACAUUUUCUAAACUUAUAAGUACUAGUUUGGAUAUGUUGACUGAACAAACAAGUGAAAAUUCCUUUACCUGUGAUGUAUGUAAAGCGAAAUUUUCGUCGCAACAAGCCUUGACCGUUCAUCUCAAGUCACACGCAGAAUCAGCUCAGUGUACUGAUAACGUGUGCUUCGAAUGUGAUGUUUGUAUGAAGGUAUUCUCCACCUCAAGCGAAUUGCAAGGUCACAAGAAGAACCACACCACCGAGUUCCAAUGUACUGUUUGUAAAGAGUCUUUUUCUUCACAAGAUAGCUUAGAUGCCCACAUGAAAAACCAAUGUAAAGGUAGCAAUUCUUUCAAGUGUUCUACAUGUGGGAAGAGUUUCUCUAGGGCAUGUGACUUAAAAAUUCACACAACUAAAGCACAUGCUGGUGAAGGAAGCCAUCAAUGUGAUAUUUGUGAGAAAAAAUUUUUGUCGCCAACUAAUUUGGUGCAACACAAAAAGGUGCAUACCCGACCACACAAAUGUGAUAUUUGUCAAAAGGGCUUUGCUAGAUCAAAGGAUUUAAAAACUCAUAAAAACACACAUUCCAAGAAAAAGCAAUUCAAGUGUAAAGGGUGUAACGAACAUUUUGUCUCGCAAGAUAUGCUACGUUCCCAUUGCAUUAAUAAACCUGAAUGUAAAGAUAAAUCUUUGAAAUGUGUUGCAUGUGAGGUGAUAUUUUCUACAUUUGAUGAAUUGGACAGCCAUAUGAAGGCACAUGAAACUAAUCGUGACAGAUGCUAUCAAUGUGAUUUGUGCAAAAAAUCAUUUUUCAAACCCAGCCAUUUGGUUUCACACAAGAAAGUACAUUCAGGAGUCCGCCCUUAUAAAUGUGGUGUUUGUGAAAAAGGAUUUUCUCGAUCAAAUGAUUUGAUGUAUCAUCUAAGAGUUCACUCUGGAGACAAGCCUUUUAAAUGUGAUAAUGAUGGCUGUGAUGCAGCAUUUUACCGGGCAAGUGAUUUAAAAUAUCAUAAAAACAUGCAUUCUGAUAACAAUCCAAACACAUGUGACAUUUGUCAAAAAACGUUUCCCAGAGCACAAGAUCUAGUCGUUCAUAAGAGGAAGCACACUGGAGAAAAACCUUAUAAAUGUGAUAUUUGUCAGACAGGAUUUGGACGUCGCAGUGACAUGAAAUAUCACAAAGCAACCCAGCAUGCUGACCCAAAUCAAGAAAAAUCUCAUAAAUGCGAUCUCUGCGACAAAGCAUAUAUUACUGCUAAGAUUCUUGCACAUCACAAAAAAACACAUGGUGUAGAUAAACCUUACGGUUGUGAUGCAUGUGAUAAGACAUUCCUGACACCAAGCCGUCUUGCUGCUCAUAAACGAACACAUACCGGGGAAAAACCACACCAAUGUGACGUAUGUCAAAAAGCAUUUGGAAGGUCACAUGACUUGCUUAUUCACAAACGCAUGCAUACAGGAGAAAGACCUUAUCAAUGUGACACAUGUAACAAGGCCUUUUCCAAGUCAACUCAGUUGAUGUAUCAUAAAAGAUUGCAUACUGGUGAAAACCUGCAUGAAUGUGAUGUAUGUGGAAAGAAGUUUUACAAACCUGGUCUUUUGAGGUCACAUAAGACAAUACACACUGGAGAAAAGCCCCACAAAUGUGACAUCUGUAACAAGGGAUUCUUAAGAGCACAUGAUUUAGUUCAUCAUAAACGUACCCAUACUGGAGAACGACCUUAUCAAUGUGAUGUUUGUAACAAAGCAUUUAUCAAGUCAACCAUGCUAAUGUACCAUAAACGAACACAUACUGGGGACAACCCUCACAAAUGUGAUAUUUGUGAGAAGGUAUUUACGAUUCCAUCAAACUUAGCUGCACAUAAAAGAAUGCACAAUAAUGAAAAGCCUUUUGAGUGUGACAUUUGCAAAAAGACUUUUUUUAAAAGAUGGGACAUGAAUUUCCACAAAAGAUCACAUCUGAAAGUUAAGCCCCACCAAUGUGAUUCCUGUGAAAAAUCAUUUUCAAAAGCAAGUGACUUAAUGUACCACACACGUACACACACUGGAAUACGACCACACAAAUGUGAUCUUUGUGAAAAGGCUUUCACCAAACCUUCCCAACUUGUAAGUCAUAAACGAACACAUACUGGGGAGAAACCUCAUCAGUGUGAUAUUUGUGAGAAACGAUUUUUAAGGUCAAAUGAUUUGAAAUACCAUAAGAAGACUCAUUCUGUUGAAAGACCAUACAGUUGUGAAACAUGUCGAAAAGGUUUUCGUGAUCAGAAAUCAUUGCUGCGUCAUACAAAGAGAAUGCAUCAAAGUAAUAAAGUCAAAGAGUACAGAUGUUCAACAUGUGAAAAAGAGUUUCCUAGUGCUGGUGAGUUGCGGCUUCAUGGAAAAGUUCACAAGAAUGACAAGCGGUAUAAAUGUGAUCAGUGUGACAAGGCUUAUACCAGAACUAGUGAUUUAACAAUUCAUAAAAGAUCGCAUACUGGAGAAAGGCCUUUUAAAUGUGAUCUCUGUGAGAAAGCAUUCCCAAAAGCAAGUAACCUUGUCGAGCAUAAGAAAAUACAUUCUGCCCUAAAAUUUGAGUGCAACGUUUGCAACAAGAAGUUCCGUUUUGCCAAAACCAUGAAAAAGCACAAGUGUAAGAAUGCUAAUAGUGAGUUAGGAACUUGCAGUGAUCCAACUGAAAUCCAAUUUGUUUGUUCUCAAUGUGGGAGCAGUUUUGACUCAAACAAGAAAUUGGACAAUCACAUGAAAAAGUUUCAUCCCUGACAUUAACAUAAUACAAGGGGUACUGUAUAUAGUAGUUACAAUAUUGUUCAGUUAUUCAGUGAUAUACUCUAAUACCAGUGGUGUAGCCACUGGGGGAAAUGCACAGAAACAUAUGAAUGAGUGUAGAAGUUUGGAGUUCUGUUCUCACUUCAUCUAAAAAUAUAUAACUUAAAUUGCCUUCUUUUAGGCUGUGGGCCGUUGGCUAAACUUAUUUCGCUUUGUGGCAACUCCCUGGGGAAUAGAUUUUCUGUGGUUCAAUGCAUAGUACCAUAGAUGCUCAAUUACCACAAAAAGUUCCCAAGCAAAAAAAACUUGCCAAGCACUGAGAAAAUCGGUGAUCAAUGAUUAUUCUCUAUUAAAAUGUACUACAGCAAGAAAACGUGAAAUUUUGUAUUCAAUUACAACAAAAAUGACUUGCAUCAUCAGAAAGCCUAGGUUCAAUUCAUAGUACCAUAGAUGCUCAAUUACCACAAAAAGUUCCCAAGCAAAAAACUUGCCAAACAACGAGAAAACGGGUGAUCAGUGAUUAUCCUCUAUUAUAUUGUAUUACAGCAAAAAAAUGUGACAUUUUGUAUUCAAUUACUUGCAUCACCAGAAAGCUUACAAAAAUCUACAUAUAAGACAUUUAAACAGUUUUUUUUAUAUCUCAAAUUGUUUUCGAGUUCUACGCUGUCAAAAACGCGUUUUUGACCUAGUACUCAGUGAUUAUUGUGAAAUUUUGGUCCAAUUUUCACAUUUAAAACAGCAAUAACUCAAAGACUAUUUGAAUGAUCAAAAAAAAUCUUAUAUGCGGUUUUUCGUACAGAAAAUCUAUUCCCCAGGGGGUUGUCACGAAAUUGCUUUUCUAAGCACUUUUUCGCACAACGGCCCACGGCCUAUUUGGGAACUAGGCGUGAGGGUUUUCUUGAGAACUGGUCUUAUUAGUAAAAUCUGUCAAAAAGACCACAAAUUUUACGUCUGACUAAAUCAAGGAACACGUUAGAAUGAGAUUUGUUUUAUUUUCCUCGAAAAAUAAGAAAGAAAGAAAUGGUUUGGGUGCCCGUUCUUUCAUAAUACCGACAGUUAUCCGAGUACUCUCCGAAGGAUACGCGAAGGCGAUUUACUUCCUAACCUCAAUUAUUUUUAUCAUCUCAUUCUUAAAGGGAAAUGGAAAUAUAAAUUUUUAUUUUCUCGUUUGAAAGAACUUUUAACAUAUUAAUUUAUUUAACCAUAUUAACUUUUUUUACGUUUUAACUUAUUUUACCUAUUUUUCAUAUCUUGCAUAGUUCCUGAAAUGUUUUCACUUGAAGCAUACUUAAUAGAGGAGAUGUACGCCAUCUUGAAUAAAUUUUUGAUCUCAUUAACGGUAGUUUUGGUGACGUCACAACAGUGAUUAACCAUAUAAAAGUAUUCGUUGCUGACCAAAUAUUGAUUGGUAGAUGUUUUAAGGUUUUGAGUAUAGAGUGCAAAAUGGUUAGUGGUUGUCAAGAUAAAAAUAUUGCGUGACGGCCAAGUGAGUAGCAGGCAACGGGCGGGAUUCGGGCGGGGGCGGGUUGAGAACGGGAUUCGGGCGGUUGCGGGUUGAGAAAUGAAAUUUCUCUCAACCCGAAUCCCGCCCUUUACUACUUACUUGACCAGCCAAAAAAGCCUCUGCGGAGGAGAGUGUUGCGUGACCCCUGUUGUGACGUUCAUGUAUAUCUACAAAAAUUGAAGAUGGCGGCCAUUUCGUCAUUUCAUUCCUUUCGAUCGAACUAUUUGUAGAAGUAACUUUAGGGCAUGUUACAUGGUGCAAUUUUUCUUGCAACGUGCAAUGCAAUUCUACUCUUGAGAGAUGUUAAUUAGUGAAAUCAGUGAAGAAUUUUCGAUAUGUUGAGAAAACGUCAGCGGAGUGUAAUGAAGACUCGUAUUUGGCAAUUUUACAUCUCUCAAGAGUAGAAUUGCAUUGCAAGUUGCAAGAAAAAUUGCACCGUGUAUGUACACAAUUGAACACAAAAAUUGUACACAAGAUAUGAUAAAACGGUAAAAGCGUUUUUAUAUAGUCCUAAAAGUUUCUUCAAAUUAAAAGAGAAAAUAAAAAAAUAUAUUGCCAUUUCCUUUAAGAACUUCUGAAAUGAUAUAAUAACUUAUUUUGAAGAUUUUCGUUUGCUCAUGUUGUUUCUGAAAUAUUUCAGUAGAAGCUUGUAUAUCGUAUUCACCAUAGUAUUGAGUUUAAUUCAUUAGAAUAAAGUUUGGAGUUGUAGGAGGAUUACAUACAUAUGUAAUACACAUUUUAAUAGCC